Molecule: messenger RNA, 4560 nt
Organism: Carassius gibelio (silver crucian carp)
Lineage: Eukaryota; Metazoa; Chordata; Actinopteri; Cypriniformes; Cyprinidae
Product: transmembrane protein 65
Exons: 8
Coding region: 210-857 (215 amino acids)
Biological process (GO): cardiac ventricle development; regulation of cardiac conduction
Cellular component (GO): mitochondrion
Source: RefSeq, a predicted model, not a curated record
CACCGCCACCGCUGUGCGCGUCAGAGAAGAAUCGGCGGUUUGAGCUGUCAGUAAUUACAGAACGAUGAAUCAUAACGCCUAAAUAAUCAGAGAAGAGGAUUUCCCUUCCUUUCUUACAGCAGGAAUGAGAAGGCAGACGGCUGCGGAUUGUUAAAGGCGCUGGGUGCUGGUUGUUUUGGUUCGCUGAGGCCGUGUGUUUCAGUGCCGCAAUGAUCCGGUUGGCUCUGCUCCGCUCGCUCGUGUCCCGCCACACCGGACCGGCUGUGCUGCACCGGAGGCCUCUCGGUACACACCGGCGCAGGAUCAAACCAGAGCAGCUGGAGCUUCCCAACCAGGCGCGGGAGUUCGUGUACGGCCUGAGCCCGGCGAACCGGAGCUGCUUACUGAAGGAGCUGCAGGACUUCCAGUCCCAGACCCAAGGCUCAGAGGACUCGUCUCCCCCGACCUCAGCUCAGCUCAGAUACAUUCUCCUGCACAACGCCAUUCCCUUCAUCGGCUUCGGCUUCCUGGAUAACGCCAUCAUGAUCGCCGCCGGCACUCAGAUUGAACUGUCCAUCGGAUUGACACUGGGAAUAUCCACCAUGGCAGCGGCGGCUCUGGGGAACCUGGUGUCUGAUCUGGCUGGACUCGGUUUAGCAGGUUACGUGGAGGCUCUUGCUGCACGCUUCGGGAUGCAGAUUCCUGAUCUCACUCCCAAACAAGUGGAUAUGUGGCAGACCAGAGUCACCUCACACAUGGGUAAAGCCAUCGGCGUCGCUAUCGGGUGCAUUCUGGGAAUGUUUCCGUUGCUCUUCUUAAGCGAUGAUGAGGAGGAGAAGAAGGAGAAGAAGAUGAAGAACCAUCCAAACCCCAAAUGACAGGCUUUUCUAUCUGCAUUACAUCAUUUAUAUCGGCUAGGUGAAGAAAAACAAGCAAAAGAGCAAAAGUUCAUCCAGUAAACAUCAUCAGAGUAACAAAACGAUCAUUACACGAGUAGAGCGUAGCUAUUAGAGUUAGUCGUAGUUCAGACUUUAAUCUAGAGAUGAAGACUAGAUGUUUUAAUGAGCAUGAGUUGAGUUUCUCUUUAUCACUAACACGUUUUUAAAGGCCUGUUCACGGCACGAACCAUAACUCUAACCAUACAACACUCACAUUUAACACUUGAUAACAACAGGAAGAUGCUGUUAAUGCUGUUCAUCUGUUAUGAGUCUAAUCCAGCAGCAGCAGCUCGACUGAAGUCUGUUCAUCUAGAGGAUUACUGAAGAUCCAUCAGUCUUGUUCUAGUUCUGAUUCGUGUAGUGAACAAGCCUCUCUAUCUUUCUGUUGUUUGCACUAAUAUCUUGACUGGUUUCCUGUUCCUGUAGAUUUAGCAGCAUGUUUUUGUGUGGAAGCGUUUAGUGAAGAAUGAAGUUUUAGUUUAGUUUGAAGAGACCGUCGUCCAGGAUUAACUGAAACUCACCGGAGAUGAAUAUUCUCACACCGUCUUCUGCUGUGAGUUAAUCUUGGACGCUGUUAUACUCACAUUAUUAUCAAUAUGAUUUCAACUGGAAUUAGAUUUAUGCUGAACAGCACAAGCCUUUUAACACUGGGUCAUGAGUACGAGACGUUCCCAUCAUGCAUCUGAGACGUGGACAUCAGAUGAAGCGCAGCCCUCGUGCAUCAUGGGUUUCCUCAGAAAUCAUCACAGUUCACUUGUGUUUUAAUCACUUCUGCGUCCGGUUCAUGUGGCUCUUAAAAUGCUUAAAAAUGAACUUUUUCAUUAGUUAAGGCCAGAGAGCGGAAAGUCUUAAAUGCGUACGUUCAUGGGUUUAAAUGUUGCAUGCAUUGCAUGUCUUGUUUUCAAGUACAAAUAUCAAGAAAAAACGUUUACUGGAGACACUAAAUGGGAAUUAAGUCCUGUUUCCUUUGAAAUCAAACAAAAUUACGUUAUUCCCUUUGAUUAAUUGAUUUUUUCUGAGCAUUGGCAGAUAUUUGUUCUUGCUUUGACUUAAUUUCGUUCAGUUUCUCGUCGAAUCUUUAGACAUUUGCUCUGCUUCAAGACAGAAGUACUGAGGAAGAGCAGCGGUUUAUUGCAAAUGUUUAGUUACACUCUUCUUUUAAAGAAUGAAAAGUAAUGGAGAUCUGUUAAAAGUUGUAUUUUCAAACUUUGAAGUGUUAUUCAUUUUAAAUUUAGAAACGUUAUUAAUAUUUUAUGUUACAUUAAGUUUAUCACUUCACUUUUUCUUAUUUACCUUCAUAAAAUCAUCAGAAAGCCUGUGCUUGCUCAUGUGCAUUACUCAAAUUAAACAUAUUUAUUUUUCUUUCCAUUGUGCCAAGUUAUAAUAACUCCAAUCCAAGUCAUAGAGCGUGAAUGGGUGAUAGGGUCAGGUAAGAAUAAAAAUAAAUACAUUUAAAAAAUAAAAUUCAUUAUUUAAAAAAAAAUAUAUUCACUUAAAAUAAAACUAAACACUAAAAAAAUAAAACUAAACACUAAAACUAUAUAUAUAUAUAUAUAUAUAUAUAUAUAAUAUGACUAUGCACAACAUAUUUUCACUAAAAUGUAACAAAGUUAUUAAAGCUAUUUCAACAAAAAAAAAGCACAACAAAGUCACUAAAAAUUCAACUGAAAAUGAGGCAGUGUGUAAACGUGAUCAUCGUAUUUAUUUUUAACUCUAUGAAAGACCUUCAGUACGUUGUAACAGCGGUGCGUGUGAAUGUUAGUAAUGCUCUCCGUCCUGAAGGAAACCCAUGAUUCCUGCGGGUUCAGAGGUCGACUCAUGAGUGCCUCCCUGUAGCUCUGUAGCAGAUGAUUCCUGGUGUGCUCUAAUCACAUUCAUGCACCGUAGCAUGCCAGAGUUCGGGAACCCGUUGCAGAAUCUGUGAAAAUGUGAAUCAUUUUAACUAAAUAAGAGAGAUCAUACAAACUGCAUGUUAUUUUUUAUUUGGUACCAUCCUGAGUAAGAUAUUUGACUUAAAGAUGUUUAUACAUAGUCCAAAAAAAAUAGCCUUAUUUAUUAAAAUAAGCCCAUUCAAACACUCAAACAAAACUAUUAGAGAUGGUUCAAACAUUCACUGAUGCUCCAGAAGGAAACAACACAUUAAGAGCUGGGGUGUGAAAACUUUUGAACAGGAUGAAGACGUCCAAAUUUUUCUUAUUUUGUUGAAAUAUCUCUACUUGUUUUUUUUUCACUUAGUACUGCCCUUCGGAAGCAACAGAAGAUACUUGCAACAAAUGAAGUGCAGUUUACCUUGAUCUUCAAAUUCCAAAAGUUUUCACGCCCCGGCUCUCAAUGUGUCGUGUUUCCUUCUGGAGCAUCAGUGAAUGUUUCAAUCUUCUGUAAUAGUUGUGUUUGAUUCCCUUGGUUGUCCUCCGUGUGAAAAGAUGCAUCUCAGUAACAUACAGUCACUUCUGGAAAGGGUUCAAAUAUGCAGAAGAUGUUGGAAAACUGAAUAAUCUGCAAGAGCUGGAGGAUGUUUCUGAAGAACGCUGCUCAGUUUAACUGUUCAGAACAAACACGGGACUCAUGCACAACCAUCACAAAACAGAAAGACAGUCGAGGAUCAUCAGGUGACAGCACACAGUACUAAGAACCAAGGGGUCACAAACUUUUGAAUGGGCUUAUUUUAAUAAUUCCGGCUAUUUUACUAUAUGUAAACGUCUUUUAUAUAAAAAAAAAUAUUACUCAUGCUAGUGCUAAAUAAAACAUAACAUGCAUUUUGCAUGAAUCUCUCUUAUCUCUAGAUUCUGCAAGGGGUUCCCAAACUUUGGCAUGCCACUGAACAGAUCUAUCUCAUGUGGAUUUGCUGUUAUUGGGUGUUUGAACAGAAAUACCUCUGUAGUGAUGUUUUAGUGUUUUAAUGAUCAAACAAUUCUGGAAUCUGCCCGAAACAUGUGUUGCUAAUUUGAGUGUAUACUUAUUAAUGGACACUAUGCAUUCUAAUAAAUAUUCAUGUAUAUAUAAUUAUUGCACAGCUGUCUCUGGGUAGUGGACAUGUAGUCUAUUUUACAGUAUUUAGCAAAUUCUAUGAUUAUUUUUGUGAGACUACCUGGAAUAUUUGUACUUUUAUAACCUCAUUUGUCACUCCGCAGAACUAGCACACAGAGUAUAGCUUUUGUUCAAAACUAUUGAUCAGUGUUCGUUUGUGAAUGUGCUUUUUGUGAAAAUGGAGGUCUUAAUGUCACGUUGUGUUGCUUUAAUUUGAAUGAUUUGGUUUCAGUUAUUAGAUCCAGAUUCUGUUUAUAUUGGGUAUUUCACAAGAGAGUUGUUCAAGUGAGUAAUAGGUAACACUUCACAAUAACAUUAACAUGAACUAAGAAAGGAAAUACGUCUAAAGCAUUUAAUAAUCUCAGCGAAUAUCAACAGAAACAACUUAUUGAAUUUAAUGAUGUAUUAGCAGAUGUUUAAAUGAACAUUAUUUAGCUAAAUGAAUAGUAAAAAUGAACAUCAAUAAAAGUAUCAAUCAUUGUUAGUUAAUUUUAUGCAUUAACUAAUUGGUGCUUAUUGUAAAGUGUUACCGAAUUAUGAAGGAAAUAAACAUCCCCUGAACUUUUCACGCUGCAAUGGAUUUGAAUAAAAUGCCUUUAUUGACAAUAUAAAACAA